Messenger RNA from Anolis carolinensis (green anole), 2579 nucleotides. RefSeq names its product NACHT, LRR and PYD domains-containing protein 1. Bases 77 to 1921 code for a protein of 614 amino acids. Gene Ontology annotation, cellular component: canonical inflammasome complex. The transcript is spliced from 10 exons. The record is from RefSeq and is a predicted model, not a curated record. NCBI's taxonomy places the organism in Eukaryota, Metazoa, Chordata, Lepidosauria, Squamata, Anolidae.
GAAGAAGGAAGGAGGGAAGGAAAAAGGAGGUAAGGAAGGUAAGAAGGGGGGGGGAAUAAGGAAGGAGGAGUGAAGGAUGGAAGGAACAAAGGAAGAAGGAAGAACCAAAGAAAAGAAAGUGGGGAAAGAAGGAAGGAUAGAAGAAAAGAGGAGGGAAAGAAGGAAGGAAAGAAAGAAGGGGGGAAGGAAGGAAGGGACAUUUGAGCUAAGGAGGAAGAAGAAGCUGAGAAACACCUGGCUAUGGAAUGGGGGCAAAAGGGGCAGGAGGCAAGGCAGCACGCCCUUUGCGCUCCCUUUCCCGGGAUUGAUGGUCUGGAGCCGGAACCAGGGCGGGUCCUUCUCUCUCUCACCUGAGCCAGGUAUUAAGGCGCAGCCCAGACCAAGGAAGCGCUCUUUGGACUCGGGACCAGUUGGGUCUCAGCCGGUGCAUCCCUCGCUUUCUUCGCGACACCGCUCUAUGUCCUUUAGGAGCUUGAGAUGGCAAGACCCAGAGGAGGUCGCCUCCUUGGAAGGGGGUCCCGCCUCCCCAUGUGCCCGGGAUGAGGCUGGGCGCUCCAGCGGCGUCGGGAUAGAAAAGGAAGCGGGCGCCUCGAAGUCAGGACGGAGGGGAGACGUGGAACUUAUCAGAGGAGAGACACCGAUCAUCACGGGAGAUACAUGGAAGGAGGAGGAAGAGGAGAAGGAGGAGAACCCUGAAGACUUUGAGGAAUUUUUCCCCUGCACACAUUCUCCAAGCGAGAAUCGUGCAGUAAACAUCCAACCUGAAACAGUUUUGGACCCUCAAGGGGGAUACAAUAUGUACAGAUUCAACUGCACCAAGGUCGGUUCCUUCCGCUGCUGUAUUACUGAUCUGAUAUUUGAUGUGAGAGCACCUGUCACUCUCACCUACUACUUUGAUUCAUGGUCAAAGUAUCUCAAUGAAGAGAUUAGAAAACAGUGUGAUAUUGCUGGCCCUUUGCUCAACAUCCAGGCAGAUGCAAAGGAGGCUGUGGCAGCCGUCCAUUUUCCUCACUUCCUUUGUCUUAAAGGUGAAGACUGUCCUGAAAUCUAUCUGGCACAUUUUGUCGAAGAUGGCAUGAGCUUGGAGAAACCAGACUGGGUGGGACUAUAUCAUGUGGAAUUGAAAAAUCCUGCGUUCUCUCCUCGUGGAGCUGUUUUCAAGACAUGGUUUCAACGAAAGAUAAAAGUUCAUGCGAUGGCCUUAUUGUAUCAAGACCUUGGAGUCCAAAGCAUGAAAUUACACUUCUAUCUCCUUCCCAAUGACUCUUCCUUAAGAAAGGCUGUCCAUGAUCUUGAACUGAACUGUGCUUCACAGAGAAUUUGGAAACCACCUGAGACCAUGAAGGCUCUGAAGAUCGGCUCCCGCUUCUCUCUGCGAGAGAUGCCUGAUGUCACUGUCUGUCCAGAGUACUUGGAGUUUAAAUACCUACCUGCAGACAUGGAACAGCAGUACCUUGAAUUACAUUCAAAAGCUAUGAAAGAUGAACUUAGUAUUUUCCUGACUGAGAAGGACACAGAUGAAUUGGUCUGGAGGGCCAUCAUGAGAAAAGAGGACUUGCAUUCUACUGUUUCACCUCCCAUAGAAGAGGUGCCAGCACCAGUUCUAAUGGGCCACCAAAAGGGAGUGAUCCUUCGUGACCACGUUCUGGACAUCUUGGAGAACUUGAAGGAGGAGGAUUUCAGGAGGUUUAAGAGGAAACUCAAUGAAUUCCCAGUCAGAAAACCCUACAAGAACAUCCCCAAAGGACAGCUGGAGAAGGCGGACACACACGAACUCGUUGAUCUCCUGUGCGGAUACUACACUGAGAGUUACGCUGUUGAGGUGGCAGCCAGAGUGCUGGAGGAGAUUAACAUCAAAGACCAGGCAGAGAAGCUCUGGAAAUCCAUUGGGAUGCCCCCAUAUCUGCCCAAGAACACCUAGGGAUAGGCACCCAGCUCAGAGAUGCUGCUGCCCACAAACCAACUGAAGCUGUUGCAAAUAGUAAGAAGUAAGAAGUGAGUCUCUCCAAUCAUCUGGAAAUCAGGCUGCUUGGAUGGUGGCAGAGAAUGAUGUGCAGCUACUAGUCAGUUCACCUGUCCCCAAAGUCCAAGAUGCCACAACAUUCUCUAUUACUUAUUGUUGCAUAUUGCCUGACGCACCAGGGAUGCACUUCACUGAACAACACUAACAGGAACUGAUAGGAAGGACCAGCAAUGUAGAUGGAGUCUUGAAUAUGCUUUAUAGGGCUGUCCUGGAUUAUGAGCAAUCCCAAAAAACCAAUCCCAGGAAAAUCUACCUGGAUAAAAUGUAGGAGCUCUACAUCCUCCUGCUAAGCUGGAACUGGCUUUUGUUUUGUUUUUUUUUGUUUUUUUGCAAGGAUCUGCUUUAUGAGGCAUUGAAGUUCAAGCAGAAGUAUCUUCAUGAUGACCUUGAAGAUGGUGACAGAUGACCACACGAUGCCACAAAAAUACAACAACUGCAUGUACAGUGUGACUUCCACACUUUUGCUACUGAAGACUAACAACUAAACUCCAUACCUCUUCCUUUUUUGAAAAAAAAAUAUAAACUAGUACAAUAAUAAAAAACAUUAAAUUCACAA